Messenger RNA from Alternaria metachromatica, 2958 nucleotides. RefSeq lists its product as uncharacterized. Bases 1 to 2958 code for a protein of 985 amino acids. The transcript has 5 exons. The record is from RefSeq and is a predicted model, not a curated record. Lineage: Eukaryota; Fungi; Ascomycota; Dothideomycetes; Pleosporales; Pleosporaceae.
AUGGCGGAUAUCAGCGCAGAUUUGACGUCGGAACUGACAAGGAUCAUCGAGUGUCCAUACCCCCCUUCGCUAUCCGUACGUCAUGCGCCAGAAUUUCGAGAUGAGCUACUGGUCCUAGAACCGUCCUUACUCCCUUCUCUGUUGAAGAGGGCAAAUUCAUCAAAGUCCGAAUUCGAACAUCUUGCCGAGCUAUGCGUGCUUCUUCUCUCUCGCCCACUGCCCGAGGCAAUACCAUUACCCGCCGUAGCACAAAACUUCUUUCUUAAUGUCUUCGAAAACGCCACACAGCAACCAAACUACGAGACCCUGAAGUCAGUGUACCAAGGUAUAGUGCUCAUCACGGAACAUCCCGAGGGGGUCGACGGACUGCAAAAUCCGCCUGGUGACGAGGAGCCGACAUCCACCGAAAGGCUAAGACAACAUUGGGCAACACCUUCAGGCCAAAAGCUGUUCGGCUCGACAAGCUACUUAUACAAGACUAUUGAGCUCACUUGUUUGAACGUAGUGUGGAUUCUUCGAGGCGGAAUCAAGGAAAAUGAAGCAAUCGAAGGCCUACGUAUUGCCUCGAGGGCUAUGCAAUUCAUCGGCCAAGACGUGAAGGACAAUUGGCCUCAAGUUCAGAAGAAGUAUGCCAUGCUGUACGAAAAGUGUGCAUCCAAAAUCCAAAACUCCAGUGCGAGUCUAUCCGUCCAAUUAGAGGCCCUGUCAUUCUUUGGCAUACUUUCAGGUUCUCAGAGCUUGCCGCAAGGUAUCGUCAUACGCUACGAGGCAUGCAUAUUGGAAGCCCCUCGCGUGGCAGAGCCUGAAGGCUUUGCCGAGCUUCUUGCAGUCUCACUGCCGAUCUACGCACCUGACUCCCGCGAAACUUCCAACUCCAUCGACACUAUCGAUGAGCUGGCCACAGCCGCGAUGGCGACUGCUGCUUUACGAACCACUGUGCUGCGCGCACUGUCAUCGAGGGCCUUGCAAGAGAAAAUCCAGAACCUCAUUCGUGCUGGUAUGACGAAAGAAGGCCCCGGCUGCUGCACACAUGCUGCAUUAUUCCGUCGGCAAUUGAUCGCUGCCACAAUUGCUUCAUUACUUACCAUUGUUCUUAUGGCGCAACCGGGAGAGUCGACGAUACCGCAUACCCUCGUGGCUGCGCUUAUCAAGAAACAGCGAGACCUUCCCCCCACGCUAGAUACUUGCUCACACUCGUCGAAAAGCCCCACUCAGCCUUCAAUCUCCCUCUUCCAAGAAGCGAGCACGCAGUACACGGGCCAACAUCUCCAGGAUUGGCGCAAACGCCUCGAAUUGGAGCUACAAAGCCAGAACAAACAUCAGCGAGAUGCUGUUGUGCGCUCUAUGGCACAAAUAUGCAGUGAUCUCGAGACACGCUGCAAUACAGUCGAAGAGCCGCUACGUGUGGAGACAGAGAAGUCCGCCAAACUCCAGGAACAAGUCGCUCAUCUAAACGAGAAGAUCGCCCAUCUCAACGAGCAAAACGAUUUUCUACACAAGGAUAGAGAAGAAUCUGUGGAAUACGUCGAGGGGUUGGAGAAGGAAUUGCAGGAUUCCAUAGACGAGCAAAAGCGUCUGGAGCAAGAGAAGUCUGACUUGUUGGAAGAAAAGGGCCGGAUGUACUCCAAGAUACAGGAAGUGGAGACCUCUCUGGAGGUGUCAGAGCGGAACGCGACCGAGACUCUCAAGGCCGCUCACGAAAGUUCUAGCGUAAAGGAGCAUGAACUCUGCUCGACGAUACGCCAGUACGAGGAGGACAAGCGCGUCCGCGAUGAACAGGUUGAGGAGCUGCAUGGUACCAUUAGCCAGCUGCAAGCAUCUCAAAUGCAGCACGAGACCGACUAUCGCAGCCUCACCGCACAGUUUGAGGAGCAGCAGAAACGCAGCCGUGAAGCAGAGGACACGCUUGAACGGGAGCGAGCGAAUACAGCCCGUCAAGCCGAAAAGAUCGCACAACUCGAGACGCAAGCGUCAGAAUACCAGCAAGAUCUGGAAGGUAAGGAAGCGGAACUAGAGGAUGCCAUUCGACAGCUUCAUAGUGCGCGGACUAGUUACCAGGAGUUCAAGGAAUCAUCGGCUGAAACGAUGAGAGAGCUUGCGGUGAAGCACGCCAACGAUCUGGAGGCUAUCACCAUGAAGGCUGAAGAGCGAUACGAGACGCUCGAAGCGCGGCUGCUAGAUGCCCAGCGCAACGCUCAAGAGGAACGACAUGAUCACGGAAAGACGCGUAACAAUCUUCAGCAUCUUCAAGCAUCAGUACCACCACUCGAAGCGAGGAUUCAAGAGCUCGAGGAGUUUUGCAGAGAGCAAGAAGAAGAACUUGAAGAAUUCAGGACGGCUCGCAAAAUGAUGGCGAUGCAUCUGUUGCCUGCUAAGCCAGCCUCACGAACUUACAAGGAGAUUGCUCAGCCCCAAACGACAAGAGAGCCGCGAACUCACCGACGACGUAAGUCAGCCAUCAACACCCAAGAGGAUGUUUCAGUCGCCACGGUGAAUACCCAAGUAUUACCUAGCAGAGCUCUAGGAAACUUUACAAAUGCGUCCUUCGCCUCAUCAGCCGAUUCGAAUUCGUCCCAGGGUAACCCAAAGCGUGCCAAACCAAGGCCAGCUUUCAAGGUGCCAACGAUGCAAACGCCAAAUAACCAGAAGCCCAGCAUCGCAUCCAAGUCACUCUCACACUCACAUCAGCUGUCGCCGACCAAGCGUUCAGCUCUGAGACCAGUCUCGCCGAACCGCCGCCACACGACUGUCGGGUUCACAUUGCCCGGCGGCGAGGAAGAAGACGCCGCGACCGAGAUUGAGUCAGUGAGGAAACGUAGAGGCAGCCUUCAGGACAUCGAGCAAGUCGAUUUUGACAUCGACGAUGAUUUCACGACCGGCACACCACUUACCCCGGGCUUUAUGUCUGGCACUGGCCGGAUUCCGGACGAAGGCGACGAGACUAUGACUGAGUUGUGA